AGUUCUUUAUUUCGCUUGUCUUAGACAAUGGUUGGCGCUGCUUCAUGGAAAUGAUGCGUUGUCGCUGAGUUCGUCCGCGUGCAAAGUCUUUAAUUUCCUCACGUACACAUUCUUUGACAUAGCCGUCUGGCUGUUAGUGAUAAUGACUGUCGAACGAUUUCUUGUUGUUCGUUUUCCUCUUCAUGCGCCCAAAAUAUCAUCAAUUCCACGUGCAAGAUUAGCCGUAUUAACCCUGGUCAUUAUAAUGGCACUGGUAAAUUUACAUUUCUUCUGGACGGUUCAUCUCGAUGAAAUGGGACGCUGUAUUUACAUAGAAGAGUUUGAACAUUUUCAUGACAACGUCUGGCCCUGGAUUGACGCGACCGUCUAUUCAUUUCUGCCAUUUUUAUUCCUUCUAAUUUUUAACCUUCUUAUCAUUAUUAUUCAUAGAAGAUCUGUAAUUCUACGAAGAACAACCUUGAACAUUUCCAAAUCUAGAACUAGAGACAGAAGGUCAAAUCAGGGGACGCAACUCCGACUUAGUGCAAUGCUUCUUUUAGUGACCUUCACCUUUUUGUUGUUGUCCGCGCCAAACGUUUUGCUAAUUUGCUUGAGGCAUAAGUAUUUUGAUUUCUCUGUCCAAGUUGAUGAUUUCCGGGAUAUAGCUAUAUAUAGACUUGUGUCGAUGAUCACAAUGUUUUGUUUAUACCUCAAUCAUGCUGUGAACUUUUUUCUGUACUGUAUAACUGGACAAAUGUUCAGACGAGAGCUAUUGAAAAUAGUCACGUGCCAAUGCGACGCUGCACGCGCUCGAUCAUCUAUGUUCUCGGAUUUUACAACUCGAACUGUGAGAUUGAGCGAGUCAUCAAUGCCAAGCAGCCCUGAUCUUGUCAGAAGGCAAACAGAUUACAUCUAAAUAUGAAAAAGUGCCGAGUAAAGUUAUUUUAUGAAUAUGAAACACUGAAGUGUUUUAACAGUAAAGACUCUCCCCUAAAACAUUUAUACACAUGCCAUAAAUGAGUUUUUUAAUGGCGGCGCGGUAGUUUACAAAAUAUGAACUCCUCUAAAAAUUGAUUUACUUACCUGAAAAAUGAUGUGAUGAAACUAGUAUUUUGUAACAUCUCCUUUCUGAAAAAUGACCUGUCGACAUCUUCUUGGCAGACUAUCAUACAGCUUU
Messenger RNA from Ruditapes philippinarum (Manila clam), 1156 nucleotides. Its product is annotated as probable G-protein coupled receptor 139. The coding region runs from base 143 to 895 and encodes 250 amino acids. Gene Ontology annotation, biological process: G protein-coupled receptor signaling pathway. Lineage: Eukaryota; Metazoa; Mollusca; Bivalvia; Venerida; Veneridae. Gene Ontology annotation, molecular function: G protein-coupled receptor activity. The transcript has a single exon. Gene Ontology annotation, cellular component: membrane. The record is from RefSeq and is a predicted model, not a curated record.